This is a messenger RNA of Drosophila takahashii, 720 nucleotides long. Lineage: Eukaryota; Metazoa; Arthropoda; Insecta; Diptera; Drosophilidae. The record is from RefSeq and is a predicted model, not a curated record.
CGGCGGUUUGGAGGGGGCGUAAAUAGCCCAAUUACAAUCGGAAUGCCAAUGGCCUGCGUUUUUUCUCUACACUCUAUAGAAUUUGGCUCAAACGAAUUGUGGCCACCGGAAAUGUGUUUUUUUUUUUUAGCAUUGACUUUGGCGCGCGUCGCACACCUCAAAUUUAAUUUUGUCCCCUUCAGUUCUUCAUUGUUUGUGUGCGUUCUAAUAUUAUUAUAGUUUUUCGAUUCACUUUCGGAGAUUUCCAGUCGAGCCGAGUUUACCAACUUUAAGUGUAAGUCUGUGGAUAAGGACUUUGCCGAUUUUGAGUAUUGCACUCUGAAGGCGAUAAAUCGGACCUAUAAGUACGUCUCCACUAAGGUCAAACUCUUUAAAGUUCCAGUUACCAAAGUGAAGGUUAACUUUGGACUUUACAAGCGGUUCAAUGGUUAUAGGCCCUUCCUGUAUAAUAUAACCGUGGAUGCCUGUAAUUUUUUGAGGAACCAGAAGGGAAAUCCAAUCACAAGCUACUUCUACGACUUUUUCAAGGACAUCUCCAAUAUGAAUCAUACCUGUCCCUUUACGCACGAUCUUGUUAUGGAAAAACUUUCCACGGAGAUUGUCAACCACCGUCUUACGAAUAUUCUAUCCUUUCCGGAAGGGGAUUACAUGAUGGAGAUGCAUUGGAUUGCAUAUGAUAUAACCCGCGCUGUGGUAAAGUUAUAUGUCAGUCUUACAUAA